GUUAGGUGUGUGUGUGUGUGAUGGAGGAGCACUGGAGCACGCGUGUGCGGGAGCGUGCGCUGUGGAGGGACUCGGCGGGCCGGCUGCCGGUGGAGCUGAGUGGAGGGUCGGACACGGGUCGCUUCACCUGGAUCCGCCCGCUCGCCUCGCCCGCUCACGGGGACGUUCUGCUGGAGGUGGAGGCUCUGCCGGUGUCCGGGCGGCCGCUCUGUGAUGUGCUGCACCUCCUGAACCACUGCGGGGACCCCAUCCGGAUCAAAACUGCCAAAGCAGGAGGCAGGCUGAAGAAAGGCUUGAGUUAUUUCUUGAGUCAGCGGUUUCAGAAGCUUUCAGCGGAUCAUCAGCUGCAGGAGAGCAUCAGGAUCAACCUGCACCGCCACGCUGCUCCAUGUACGACCCGUCGCCCUCGAGGCCGCGAGCUUCAUGGUGUGGAUUACAACUUCCUGUCAGUGGAGGAUUUCCUGGAGCUGGACCGGCGUGGAGGACUGCUAGAGAUCGGGACAUAUGAUGGUAACUAUUAUGGGACACCCAAGCCGCCAAACCAGCCUCUCAGUAGGACAGUGAUUACCCAUGAUGCUCUGCGAGACGGUUUCAUUGGUUCCCAGAAGUCCUUCGAUCGCAUGCAGCAUGAAGGAGUAGAGCAGACAGAACUGCAGGAGGAUGCAGACAGCAGCGCAGACAUGAACAACACAUUUACAGAGUUCUUAGCUCGUAGUCUGUUCCCCUCCCCCCUGCUGUGCACAGGAGACUCCAGCCGGCCGGACGCUCACGGCCCGGUCAGAGAAAACAGAGAAAACGCCCCCACAUACGAGCUGAACAACACGCCACACCCCCCACUCCCUCCGGACCUGGACCCGCUCGGGCCGCUGCCGGACAACUGGGAGACGGCCUUCACGGAGAACGGAGAGAUGUACUUCAUUGACCACAACACAAAGACGACCUCAUGGAUUGACCCUCGGUGUCAGGACAAACCGCCCAAACCUCUGGAGGACUGUGAAGAUGAUGAAGAGGGUGUACACACAGAAGAGCUGGACGCUGAUCUCGGUACGUCUCUCUUCUCACCCGCACCAGAGCUGCCGCCCGGCUGGGAGAAGAUCGAUGACCCCGUGUACGGAGUCUACUAUGUUGAUCAUAUCCACCGUAAGACGCAGUACGAGAACCCUCUCCUGGAGGCCCGGCGUCAGAAGCAGCUCGACGCGCAGCAGUCGCCCGAAGGCGGUCGCUACAUCAGAGAAUGGAUCGAGGAGCACUCGUCUGCCGGAGCUGCGAUCGGAUCUUAUGUGCCCAGUCAUCUGGAGACGUACAGAGACCCUCAGAGCUGCCCGUCGGCUCCUCUGGCCCCGGGGCCCAAACGAGGAAAGCCGUUCUUCACCCGUAACCCAGCCGAACUGAAGGGCACGUUCAUAAGCACGAAGCUGCUGAAGAGCCGGCGAGGCUUCGGCUUCACUGUGGUCGGCGGGGACGAACCGGACGAGUUCCUGCAGAUCAAGAGUCUGGUGUUGGACGGACCGGCCGCUGUGGACGGAAAGAUGGAAACAGGUGACGUGAUCGUCAGUGUGAACGACACCAUCGUGUUGGGAUACACUCAUGCUCAGGUGGUGAAGAUAUUCCAGUCCAUCCCGAUCGGCUCCAUGGUCCAGCUGGAGCUGUGCCGCGGAUACCCUCUGCCCUUUGACCCCGACGACCCCAACACCAGCCUGGUGACAUCCGUGGCCAUCCUGGACAAAGAGCCCAUCAUCGUGAACAGCCAGGAGGGCUUCGAGCCGGUCGCGCCGCUGGUGUCGGGUCUCGAGGCGGUGCCGUUCCCCCCCGUGCCGGACAGCGCUCUGCUAGUGACCGACAGCUACGCUAGCGAUGUGGCGACGCUAGCCUCCUCCAUCGCCACGCAGCCCGAACUCAUCACGCUCCACAUCGAGAAGGGAGACAAGGGCUUCGGCUUCACCAUGGCCGACAGUCUGGUGGGUGGAGGGCAGAAGGUGAAGCAGGUCGUGGAUUACCCACGAUGCCGAGGGCUGAAGGAGGGAGACAUCCUGCUGGAGGUCAACAAGAGGAGCGUUCAGGGCUUGAGCCACAACCAGGUGGUGGAUCUGCUCAGCAAGUGUCCUCGAGGGACUGAGGUUACCAUGCUAGUGCAGAGAGGAGUCCUGCAGCCCAAGAGAAGUCCCAAAGUGCUGCAGCUGGAGCGUAAGGACAGUCAGGGCAGCUCUCAGCACAGCGUCUGCAGUCACCGCAGCGCUCACACAGACUCGCCCGCACGCCUGCUGCCCUGCUCUGCCCCGGGAGCCCCAGGACCCCCUCCACCCGUCCCUCCACCCGUCCCGCCUCCGCCCACCCAGCCGCUGCCCGUCCUGCCGCCCUUCGACCCCCCCGCUACCAACGGGACUCUGCAGAAAAAGCCGGACCCCUUCAGGAUCUGGGCGCAGUCCAGGAGCAUGUAUGAGAGCCGCUUGCCAGACUCUCAAGAACAAGACAUUUUCCUUUGGAGGAAAGACACAGGCUUUGGCUUUCGGAUCCUGGGCGGAAAUGAACCCGGAGAACCGAUCUACAUAGGGCACAUCGUGAAGUUCGGCGCGGCGGACGAGGACGGCCGGCUGCGGUCCGGAGACGAGCUCAUCUGUGUGGACGGAACCGCUGUGGUGGGCAAAUCUCAUCAGCUGGUGGUGCAGCUCAUGCAACAGGCGGCCAAACAGGGGCACGUCAACCUGAGCGUGCGGCGAAAGACCACUUACACAGGUUAUAAGGGCGAGGGGGACGUUCCCCCGUCUCCGGCCUCCUCUCACCACAGCAGCACACAGGCUCCGUCGCUCACCGAGGAGAAGCGCACGCCUCAGGGCAGCCAGAACUCGCUGAACACCGUGAGCUCGGGCUCCGGCAGCACCAGUGGCAUCGGCAGUGGGGGUGGAGGUGGCAGUGGGAGUACGGUCACGGCCCUGCAACCCUACGACGUGGAGAUCCAGCGCGCCGAGAGCGAGGGCUUCGGCUUCGUCAUCGUGUCCUCCGUGUCCAGGCCGGAUGCGAACACCACCUUCGCUGGAAACACAUGCGUGUCAAUGCCUCAUAAAAUCGGUCGUAUCAUCGAGUUCAGUCCGGCGGACCGCUGUGGAAAGCUGAAGGUGGGCGAUCGGAUCCUAGCGGUCAACAGCUGCUCCAUCACCAACAAAUCACACUCGGACAUCGUCAACCUGAUCAAAGAGGCGGGUCACGCGGUCACGCUGCGCAUCAUCCCCGGAGACGAGACGUCAAACGCCUCAUUACUGACCAACGCAGAGAAGAUCGCCACCAUCACAACUACACACUCACCUCAGAGCAGCACAGAGCCCAGGAAUAACAAACCCAAACCGGCGCUAACUCACCCGCCAGCCUACAGUCAGGAGGCAGAGUUUUACUCCGUGGAUCUGGAGCGGGAGAGUAAAGGCUUCGGCUUCAGUCUGCGAGGUGGGAAGGAGUACAGCAUGGAUCUGUACGUGCUGAGGUUGGCUGAGGACGGAGCGGCCACCAGGAACGGCAAGAUGAGGGUCGGUGAUGAAAUUCUGGAGAUCAACGGUGAAACUACAAAAAAUAUGAAUCAUUCCCGCGCCAUCGAGCUGAUCAAGACCGGAGGAAGACGAGCCCGACUGGUGCUGAAGAGAGGAGAUGGAUCCGUCCCAGAGUACGACGGCCCAAAUGACAGCUACCCUCCCUCGCCCGGGCCACAAAAUAAUUCGGAAGUGAGGACUUUGCUGGUCAGCGGCCCGUUUCAUCCACCGUCAGAGUCCAGCUAUACAUCUGAAUAUCCCACCCCAUCCCAGCCCAAGCAGCAGCACCUGAAGGCCAGACAGCCAGAGCGAGAGAAGGACUCCGGCCCGGAUCCACACCACCUGUCCUGGAACAACCAGCCCAGCCCCAAAAACAACUCCCACCGCAGGGUCAAGAAGUCCGAGUCCGAGAGUGGCAUUGCCAAGCUCUUCAAAACAUUAAGGAAAGAGGGCGGAUUCGGGAGGAAAUCUUCCAAUCAGGAUCUACAGAGACAAGGCCGCAAACCAUCCAUAGACAGGGAAAGUAUCACCGGAUCUCAGAUGCGUAGUGGAUCCUUGGAUCGCUCCUCCGGCCGGAAGCGCAACAGCUCUCCGGACCGCCGUCGGGCCAAGUCUGUGGACCGUCGCAUCACUCGAUCUUAUAAAGAUCAGUCCCCUGAACGCAGCUAUCAGGCCUCUUCCCAGGACCUGCUGAGCCAGAUCUCCACUCCUGAGAGGCAUUCCCAUUCCCAACGAGACCCGCAGACGCCCCGCCGAAACCCCAGCAGCGAGGGCUACUUCACCUCCACCCCGGAAAGACCCGACAAAGCCGUGGCCCAAACACUGGGCCGCACCCCGGAGCGGCCCGACAGAGCCGUGGCCCAAACGCUGGGCCGCACCCCGGAGCGGCCCGACAGAGCCGUGGCCCAAACGCUGGGCCGCACCCCGGAGCGGCCCGACAGAGCCGUGGCCCAAACGCUGGGCCGCACCCCGGAGCGGCCCGACAGAGCCGUGGCCCAAACGCUGGGCCGCAACCCGGAGCGGCCCGACAGAGCCGUGGCCCAAACGCUGGGCCGCACCCCGGAGUGGCCCGACAGAGCCGCGGCCCAAACGCUGGGUCGCACCCCGGAGCGCGGGCUAAAGAACAGGAACCUUCUGCACAACGGCUCUCCGUCCAGUCAAGCUGAAAGACAGGGAUAUUUCCUGAACGGAGCCGGUGAAAGAGCCUCCCGCGGGAGAUCGGACAGCAGCAGCGAUGGGAGUCUCCUGGAGGAGGGCGUCACUCCGCAGCUGAGGGAUUAUUACAACGCUCUGAGAGCCGGGAGCGGGAGCGGGAUCAGGAGCGGGAUCGGCCAGAACUCUCCCAGCAGGAGGCGGCUUUACAAGGAGAACCACGCAGACCUCAGUAUCUGACCGCUUCAGCACUCCUUCAGCAGUGGAGUUCUAGUUUCAUCUGUCCAUUUGUUUUUAUAUGUUGUUGUGAGUGAGAUCCAUGUUUUGUCAAGAAGGUACGGACUAAAACUGUUUUGUUCUCUACAUCUACUUUGUGUCCUCUUUUCUCCAGAUUCAGAUUUAUUGAACUAGAGCACAAGAAUUCAACUUUUGUUUCUUUGUUUGUACAUUUGAGUAGAUGUGGCA
This is a messenger RNA of Rhinichthys klamathensis goyatoka, 5132 nucleotides long. It is a transcript of the gene magi1a, whose product is annotated as membrane associated guanylate kinase, WW and PDZ domain containing 1a. Gene Ontology annotation, molecular function: protein binding. The record is from RefSeq and is a predicted model, not a curated record. Lineage: Eukaryota; Metazoa; Chordata; Actinopteri; Cypriniformes; Leuciscidae. The transcript is spliced from 23 exons. Bases 21 to 4907 code for a protein of 1628 amino acids. Gene Ontology annotation, biological process: signal transduction. Gene Ontology annotation, cellular component: cytoplasm.